Corylus avellana is the source of this 536-nucleotide messenger RNA. NCBI's taxonomy places the organism in Eukaryota, Viridiplantae, Streptophyta, Magnoliopsida, Fagales, Betulaceae. The record is from RefSeq and is a predicted model, not a curated record.
ACUGAGUUUUGGAUAGUCUAUGUUCUAUGCUGCUUGAGUGAAUAUUUUUCAUUUAACUAAGAUCUUGUUUUGCAGGGUAUGCGUCAUGGCUCUUAUGAUAAAUUGGAUGAUGAUGGCCUCGCACCUCCUGGUAUGAGAGUUUCAGGCGAGGAUGUGAUUAUUGGAAAGACCACUCCCAUUGCUCAGGAUGAAGCUCAGGGACUAGCUUCACGUUAUUCACGGCGUGAUCAUAGCAUAAGCCUGCGGCAUAGUGAAACUGGAAUUGUUGAUCAAGUUCUACUGACAACAAAUGCUGAUGGGCUAAGGUUUGUGAAAGUAAGGGUGAGAUCCGUUAGAAUUCCUCAGAUUGGGGAUAAAUUUAGCAGUUGGCAUGGGCAAAAGGGAACAGUGGGCAUGACAUACACUCAAGAAGACAUGCCGUGGACCAUAGAAGGAGAUGCUACUCCCUUUAUAGACUUCCACAACUGUUACGGAAAUUUCGUUAUCAAUGCUCAUCUUCUCUCUAGCUUUUAAAGUGUCAUUAUUUAGAUUUAGGA